Physella acuta is the source of this 1342-nucleotide messenger RNA. RefSeq lists its product as uncharacterized. The record is from RefSeq and is a predicted model, not a curated record. NCBI's taxonomy places the organism in Eukaryota, Metazoa, Mollusca, Gastropoda, Physidae.
GAAGUUCUGGGCUACGUUUUCGCUCCUAGUGUCAGCUGUUCUAUGUCUAUUUAUAGCCCAUUUAAACUACUCUGGUCGUAGUGAUUUCUUCACGGAUUACUUUAAGCUGGAGUACGGCAAUGUACCAAAACGAAAUAAAAAUUACGGUAUUAUAAAAAAUAGUCCAACUGUUAAAACUCAGCAAAAUAACACGAUGAUAUUACCUUGUGUGACCGCAGGAAACGGAAAUAAAUUUCAACCUAUUCCGACAAUCGAUUUUAAUUUCGAGAUUAAAACCUCAAACUUCGACAGAUCACCAGCAAUCGUCAAGAAAAGAGUUCGUAAAAUUAUCAACUCACCAGUCACCCCCGAAGUUGAUAGAUGUGUGGGGAAUGAGACAGAGAAAUAUCUAGUAUUUUUGUGUACGGGUUACGGCCAGUGUGGUGGUUGGGGAGACAGACAGGAAGGUCUAGUCUUUGCUUAUGUUCUUUCUCGUCUGCUAAACCGCUGCUUUAAAAUAUUCAUGCCGCAACCGUGCAAGCUGUCAAAGUUUUACCAGCCGAAUAAAGUUCAAUGGGAUCCGAAAAAUGAACAUUAUGACCAACCCACAAAAAACAAUACGUUGGACGCUUCCAACUUUAGAUUGAAAGACCUGAAUGAUCUUUAUCCACAGACGUUUGUAUACUUUCGUGGAUACGAGGAUUUAUACGAACGUUUUGUAACCAACCCGCAUUACAUCAAGCAGAUCGAAGAGUGGAAUGGAAUUCGCGAUAUUCAGGAUCGAUUCUUCUGGAGUUGGAAUCAGUUAAUGAAACCGUCUGCGUCGUUUUUAUCAAAGGUAGAGAAUAUUGUCGGUGGGAAUUUUUUAAAGCGAAAAGGUGUGGAUGUUUUGACACAAAGUCCUCCUAAAGCGCCAUUGUGCGAUGUUAGCAAUUCGACUCUGAUUUGUGCGCAUGUUAGGAUUGGUAAAAAUCCGAACGUUCCAAAAGACGACGUCUUCAGCUCUGUCAAGUUGGCGGAUAUUCCCGUUUUAUUUGAAUUCAUGUCGUCUAAAGACACAACAGGAAACGCCAUGUUUUUUGUAGCAACGGACUACGUCAAUUUACGAAUCCAGGCGUACAACUAUUUCCGGGGGAGAGUGCUGGACUUUGGCGCGAAAAUUGUGCACACGGACAGACCUGCACAUGACGACGAUCAGUGCGGAGGUUUUGAGGACGCUUUGGUAGAUCAGUUUCUGUUGAGUCUGUGUGACGUCCUGGUUCUCUGCAGAAGUGGGUUUAGCCGGAUGGCGUUUUACAUGAGAAACAGCAUAGAUCCUGUGUACAUCUUUGAGCAUGGCGUGGUUAUCCUUUACGAAGAGUGA